Messenger RNA from Biomphalaria glabrata, 2334 nucleotides. RefSeq names its product kelch-like protein 10. NCBI's taxonomy places the organism in Eukaryota, Metazoa, Mollusca, Gastropoda, Planorbidae. Gene Ontology annotation, molecular function: protein binding. The coding region runs from base 198 to 2045 and encodes 615 amino acids. The record is from RefSeq and is a predicted model, not a curated record. The transcript is spliced from 14 exons.
CUGUACAAAUCUCAAAACUAAGAGAGCCGUGCUCCAUAGCACGCGCCACCUCGCUCUCUUCAUAACAUAUCAUUAUUUCCAGCAAAUUACCAUCGCUGCUGGAAUCAAGAAACAAACAAACAAAUAAAGAAACCUUUUUUUUUUAGGCCGAGGCCCGUCCCUCCAGGGAACGAACCACCCCUGGCGGACCUUUCACUAUGUCCGCCGUCGAUGCGCGGCUGGACGACUCUGUGUCCGAAGAUUCAGCGAUGUCCACAUCGCUGAAAUCGGACUUUAGUUCUCAGGCCUGUAACAUCCUCGCUGAGCUCAGAGAACACGGUGAGCUCUGCGAUGCUAUCAUCAGAGUCGGUGACGUGAUCUUCCCCAUUCAUCGGAACAUUCUAUCAGCCUGUAGCAGCUUCUUCCGCGCCCUGUUCACCAGCCAGGUAGGUGAGAAUCCAACCAAUAAGCAUGAAAUAACACUAACCCAUGUGACCAGUGACGUCAUGUCGGUAAUCAUCGACUACGCCUACACCCGGCAUGCCAAAGUAACGGCUGCUAACGUGGAACAGUUACUGCCCGCGGCAGACCAGUUUCACUUCAUGGGGCUUGUCAAGGCCUGCUGUGAUUUUCUGAUCACCGAACUCUGUGCCAGCAACUGUAUUGGAAUUCGCAAGUUUGCUCAGACCUACUUCUGUAGCCAUUUAGAACAAGAGGCUUUAAAGUACAUCCUGGUGAACUUUACAGCUGUCUACACAACUAGUAAUGAAUUUCUUCAACUGGACAUUGAUGAAGUGUGUGAGCUGUUGCAGUCUGAACACUUGAAUGUCCGGACAGAGGAGUUGGUCUUUGAUGCUCUGUGUCGCUGGAUAGACUACAGCCCGGAAAGAAGAAAGCGGCAUAUUGGACGAUUACUUCGCACUAUCCGACUGGGUCUUCUGACAACCAGCUUCUUCGUAGAGAAAGUCAAACCCCAUGAAUAUGUCCGAGACAGUGAGCAGUGCAGACCGAUCAUCAUAGAGACUCUAAGAUUUCUGUACGAGCUGGACAUGGAUGACCGCCGUGAAGUGGACAUGAGCAAUCCGAUAGCCCGCCCAAGAAUCCCAUAUGAAGUCAUGUUUGUCAUCGGCGGAUGGAGCGGAGGAGCCCCCACAAAUAUGGUAGAGACGUAUGACACAAGGGCUGACCGCUGGGUUGUCUGCCCCGUAGCCGAUACUGGACCAAGAGCUUACCAUGGAAUGAUCACAAUGGGCCACACCAUUUAUGUUAUUGGCGGAUUUGAUGGUGUGGAAUAUUUCAACAGCUGCAGAACUUUUGACCCUGUGAAUAAAGCUUGGUCAGAGGCGCCACCUAUGAACUGUAAAAGGUGCUACGUGAGUGUGGCUCUGCUGGACGGCUACAUCUACGCCAUGGGAGGCUUCGAUGGACACGUCCGGCAAAACUCCGUAGAGAGGUUCAACAAGGAGACCAACCAGUGGAGUCUUAUCAGACCCAUGCACCACCAGAGAAGUGACGCCUCUGCGACUACAUUGAACGGAAAGGUGUACAUAUGCGGGGGCUUCAACGGUCAAGAAUGUUUGAAUACGGCUGAAUACUUCAGUCCAGACACCGGCCAGUGGACGCUUAUCAACAGUAUGAACAACAGAAGAAGUGGGGUAGGGGUCAUUGCUUACAACGAGUGUAUCUACGCCCUGGGAGGGUUCAACGGGGUCACCCGUAUGAACACUGGAGAGCGCUACUGCCCCAGGACACGUCAGUGGAUGGACAUUCCAGAAAUGUACAGUCCCAGGAGUAACUUUGCGACCGAGAUCAUUGACGACAUGUUAUUUGCUAUUGGAGGUUUUAAUGGCGUCACUACCAUCUUCAAUGUAGAAUGUUACGACUCGAAUGCUGACGAGUGGUAUGAUGCUACUGACAUGAGUCUCUACCGAAGUGCACUUAGUGCCUGCGUGGUCAAAGGACUGCCCAAUGUCCAGGACUACAUUUACCAAAACAGGAUAUUUCGCAAUCCGGAUAACUCAACCACCGUGGACCCAUCCCCAACGGCUACGACCAACACUGGAUAAGUCAAUCAAUUCAGCUGUAAGUGACUCUCUCAAAGAGACAUUCAAAUCGAAGUUUAAUCUGAACUCAAUGAACUGAACAUGAACCUUGAUAAUGUUUUGGUUGGAUUCUCUGAACAAGUAAGUGACGCAGAACUGUACACUUAUUCUGUUAUUGGAUGUUGUAACUUGUAUAUGAUUUGAAACUUUCAUUCACUCAAAGGUGGCAAACAAAUUCUAAGAACCUGGUCUCUACGAUGAAUGCAAGCAAAGAAGUAAUCUAUUAAUACAUUGCUAUCUUAUGUGUACUCAA